AUGGAACUCUGUGUCUCUUUGAUUCUCUUUCUGAUUUCUCUGCCAGCAUUUUUGGCCAAAGAUGUUGGACAUGCUAGCGUUGUAGUUGAUGGGACAGUAGCUACUGCACAGAGCUUGUCUCAUCCUCUGAUUGCCAAGUCAAUUCAAGGAGAUUUGAAAUAUCCUUGCCAUCCUUUCAGAAAGCAGAAGGGUGGAUUGUUUGGAUUUUCUACAGGAUGUUUACCUAUGAGUAGAUGGGAUGAGCUUAACCAUUUUUUCAGCAAGAUGAGGCCCCUUGUCACAUUUAGCUUGAAUGCACUGUCAGGGAGGCACCACAAAGGCGCGGAUGUUUGGGUAUCAGAAGUGGGAAGGGUUGGUACUGCAGGACUUGGGAAGGUUGUGGAAGUUUUGGACACCUUUGGCAGUAGCAUGACAAAUUUAAACCCUAGUAGUGGUUUUACCUCUGGGGUGACAACAAAAGGGAACAAAAUUUCAAUUUUGGCUUUUGAAGUUGCAAACACAAUUGUUAAGGGUUCAAAUUUAAUGCAAUCCCUUUCAAAGGAUAACAUCAAACAUUUGAAAGAGGUUGUGCUUCCAUCUGAAGGGGUACAGAAUUCAAUAUCGAGAGAUAUGGAUGAACUCCUGAGAACUGCUGCAGCUGACAAGGGAGAAGAACUUAGUGUCUUUUCGGGAGAAGUUGUGCGUUUCGGAUAUCAUUGUAAAGAUCCUCAGUGGCACAAUUUGGAUUGCUACUUUGAGAAGUAAUCCUAACAAAUCUUGUUUGUUUUCGUAGUGUAUACUCAAUUUAAUCCAUGUCAAAUUCUGAGGAUCACCUGUGCUAUAUUUAGAUUGGGUUCAGAACUUACACCUCAAAGGCAAUUGAAGGAGGAUGCAGAAAUAGUGAUGCAACAAUUG
Messenger RNA from Rosa rugosa (rugosa rose), 894 nucleotides. RefSeq names its product protein PSK SIMULATOR 1-like. The transcript has 6 exons. Gene Ontology annotation, molecular function: hydrolase activity, acting on glycosyl bonds. Gene Ontology annotation, cellular component: membrane. The record is from RefSeq and is a predicted model, not a curated record. Gene Ontology annotation, biological process: positive regulation of growth. NCBI's taxonomy places the organism in Eukaryota, Viridiplantae, Streptophyta, Magnoliopsida, Rosales, Rosaceae. Bases 1 to 744 code for a protein of 247 amino acids.